GACUUUUCUGACCUGUUUUCGUGAUAGCAAUCCUGCUCUCCUCUUUUGUACAUUUUUUGUUCAUGGUAAAUUACGUUUGGACGCUAGUGAUAGAAAUUCACGCAGAAACCAGGAUGUAUAUCGUGCAAUAACCGUAUGAUGGAAUGGCGGAAGAGGAGUUUGAUAGGCAGUUGAUGUGUGAUGAACCUGAAGUGGUACAAACACUCAUCGACAUUUCAUCACAAAUGUUGAUCAGCUUAAGGAAUUUAUGCGAGACUCGCGCAGAACUUACUCAACACGAAAUUAGAACCUUAGAAGGUAAACUUGUGAAGUUGUUUUCAGUACAAUUAAAUAAUAGACAGAAAAAUCCAGGGCGGUUUGAUUCUCCAAAAUUAAAAAAUACACCUUCUCUAAAACAGUGGCUGGAAGUUGUAGGACUUAGUGUACUUUCUGUACAGAAAAUAUGUGAGAACAUCAAUUCUAUAGAAACCUUAUUGUUAAAAUCUGAAAAUGAGUUGAAAUCUAUUCUACCAGAAUAUUCUCUUAAAGAUGAAGAACUUAGACGGUUGACUAGAGCAUCUUACAAUUUAAAAAAAUAUAGUGAAACUAUAAGAGUUGGAAAUAGAACUCGAGAAAAAUGUAAAAUGACGUUGUAUUGGGAUUCUUGGUAUCGACAAUAUGAAGUUCGCUGUGAACAAGCAGGACAUUCUCCAUCAUCUGUCCAGGGCCAUUCUCCUUCAUCAUCGUGUCGUCUAAGAAAUGCCCAUUUAAAUCAUUACACUCCACCUUUAACCCCUACUUUAUUUAAUCAUAAUCAUAGAACCAAUGAUAGUCCUAUUUCUAAAUUAACAUCACCAAAAAAUCGAAGGAAUUUAAAUCCUGAUGUAGUUUUCUCUGUUGUGACUUCACAAAGUCAUUCAGAUAAUCAUGUGGAUGAAAUUCAUCAAAAUGGAGUGGUCACACAUUGUUUACCUAAAGAGCCAUCGGAUACUUCUAUUUUUACAAAUUCAAUGAGUCCAAUUAGAGAUAUUCAAUCAGCCACCAAUGGAUUAACAGUACCACAAUCUCCAAAAUCUUUAGUUCCUGAUAACUGUCUUAAAACUGGUCACAAAUUUUCAAACUUACUUCCUAUGCUUGGUUGUUGUGAGCUAUGUUCUGUACGAGUAUUUGUGGGAGUCAAAUGUAAAAUAUGUAAAUUUCGAUAUCAUAAGGGUUGUUUGUCAAAAAUUCCAUUACAUUGUACAAAAAGUGCUGCAACAGAUGAUAAUGAUCCAUUGCUUGAUGAUGUAAUUAAUUCAUCAGUUAAUCACUCUCCUAAUUUUAAUCGCCCUACUUCUCACAAGACUUCUUCUUCAUUAUUAUCAAGACGAAAAACUCGAAUACCAUCUAUCAAUUCCAUACCAGUUUCUUCUAAAAGUGGUGGAGCUGAAUCCAGUUCUGCUCCAUCUAGUACAAAUAGCUCUACACCUUCAAGUCCAGCUCUAGUCAACACCAGACAAACACAUGUUUCUUCUUUACCUACACCAGCCAUUACUCAUGAGCAAUUUCACUAUCCUGAUACUCCAAUUUAUUCACAAGAUUUACAGAAAAAUCAGUGUAGAUUCAUUGAAUCAAGAGGUGGUAGUUCAGAUUCAGAACAAACAUCAAUUAGAAUUGAUUCUUCUGAAAACCAAAAUUGGGAUACUGAUGAAAUAGAAACAAGAGGUUGGCCAAGACAAAAUAGUCUAUCUCUUCAAGAGUGGGAUAUACCUUGGGAUGAGUUAAACAUGUGUGACAAAUUGGGAGAAGGUCAUUUUGGUACUGUAUUUAGUGGGAAUUGGCAUGGGCCAGUUGCUAUUAAAGUGAUAAAUAUGGACUAUCUAGAUUAUGAAAAAACAUUAGAAGCAUUUAAAGCUGAAGUAGCUACCUUUCGUAAAACUCGUCAUGAAAAUUUAAUUUUGUUUAUGGGUGCCUGUAUGAAGCUUCCUAGAUUAGCAAUUGUAACAAGUCUUGCGAAUGGUAUGACAUUGUACAGACAUAUACAUGUGCUCAAAGAUAAAUUUAAUAUGAGUCGUACCACAAUGGUAGCUCAACAAAUAUCACAGGGUAUGGGAUAUUUACAUGCUAAAGGUAUUAUUCAUAAAGACCUUAGAAGUAAAAAUAUAUUCUUAGAAAAUGGAAAAGUCAUAAUUACUGAUUUUGGUUUAUUCAGUGUUACAAGGUUAUGUUUUCGUAACCGGACUCAAGAUGGUCUCAUUGUACCUCCAGGUUGGUUAUGUUAUCUGGCUCCAGAAUUAGUUCGUAAUUUGCGUGUACAUCAGAGACCUGAAGAAGAAGACUUACCAUUUAGUAAAGCAUCAGAUGUCUAUGCUUUUGGAACGGUUUGGUAUGAACUACUAUGUGGUGAGUGGCCAUUCAAAUCAGCUAGCCCAGAAGUUAUUAUUUGGAAUAUUGGGCGUGGUAUGAAGCAAAGGCUAGCUAAUUUAGAAGCAUCUGGUGAUGUCAAAGACAUACUAAUGACAUGUUGGUCAUUUAACCCUGAAAAAAGACCAGAUUUUGCUCAAAUGCUUAAAACUCUUGAACGAUUGCCACGAAAACGUUUAGCUCGGAGUCCAUCACAUCCAAUUCAUUUAUCUCGAUCAGCAGAAUCUAUCUUUUAAAAAUAGUUGAACAGUAUUAUAAUGUGGCUGUACCAAUGACUUUAUUAAUUUAUGUGGUAUAAUAAUUAUUUGAAUUAAACAAUUUACAGAGCUCAGUUAUACAGGUAAUCUUGCUUAAAGCGCUUUAUGUAAUGCAAUUAUAUAUUUUCCAUUAUUAUU
Sipha flava (yellow sugarcane aphid) is the source of this 2777-nucleotide messenger RNA. It is a transcript of the gene ksr, whose product is annotated as kinase suppressor of Ras 2. NCBI's taxonomy places the organism in Eukaryota, Metazoa, Arthropoda, Insecta, Hemiptera, Aphididae. Gene Ontology annotation, molecular function: protein kinase activity; ATP binding. The record is from RefSeq and is a predicted model, not a curated record. Bases 144 to 2618 code for a protein of 824 amino acids. Gene Ontology annotation, biological process: protein phosphorylation. The transcript is spliced from 16 exons.